Molecule: messenger RNA, 6163 nt
Organism: Menidia menidia (Atlantic silverside)
Lineage: Eukaryota; Metazoa; Chordata; Actinopteri; Atheriniformes; Atherinopsidae
Source: the annotation of a GenBank genome assembly
AAUGAUGGCGUCUCUACACGCCUGUGCCAGCUAGACUGAUAGUCCAACCGGGGGCAAAGUCCUACGGUAAUUCAGGGAGAUUUCUGUUUUUUGUGUUUUUACACACAGUGGAGUCUUUAGAGAAUUGAACGUUUGAGGAAAAGGCAGGCUGUCCCAGCAGCUUGCCCGAGUUCUGACGCUGUGCGGCUCUGUCCCGUCAACAGCUCCACACACACCAGUCGGUCACGGUGGUCCAAGCAGGGGACACGUCAGGAGGUUGAGAGGAGUUUCGCCAGGGAAAAAAAAAAAAAAAAAUGGGGACUCACUGAAGACGUUCCACCGUUUCUUUAACAUCAGCAUCCGGCUGAAGUAACCGACCGACAGACACCAUGAACUACGUGGGCCAGCUGGCAGGUCAGGUUCUGGUAACCGUCAAAGAACUGUACAAGGGCAUUAACCAGGCCACGCUGUCAGGCUGUAUUGAUGUUGUGGUGGUCCGCCAACGGGAUGGCACCUACCAGUGCUCUCCAUUCCACGUUCGCUUCGGCAAGCUGGGUGUUCUGCGCUCGAAGGAGAAAGUGAUUGACAUUGAAGUGAAUGGAGAGCCUGUAGACCUUCAUAUGAAACUUGGAGACAAUGGAGAGGCCUUUUUUGUCCAGGAAACUGAGCAGCAGAAUCAGAUUGUCCCUGCCCACCUCGCUACUUCCCCAAUUCCUACUGAGAGUCAUCUUUUCUGGAUCUCAGAGGUGGAGCAGAGGGCACCACAGGAUCUCGAAGAUGACCCCGCUGAUCCAGAGGAUUGUCCUGAACCUCCUGCUCCCAGCUUAUCCACAAAAAAGAAGAAAAGACGAAGAAAGAAGCACAAAGGAGACCCACGCAGAGAAGAACUAACCCCGCCAGUAUCAGUCACUACUGGAAAUGUUGCUGCUACGCCUGCUGCUAUGUCCAGCUCUGGGCAGGGUGACGAGAUCUUUGAGAUGGACCUGAGCUCAGAUGAGGAUGCAGGGGCACACGUCUCAAAGUCGCCCUCAAUUGCCACAAUGCGUGACAUUGACCCUAAACUACCUUUGAUCAGGCAUAACCUUGAUGAUUAUCCAUUGUCUGAUGGAGAAUGGCCCACAAGUGAAGGUCAUUGCUUGUCCCAGGCUUUUUCCCCAAAGAGUGAUUCAGAACUGGUGAUGAGGCCCUCAGAGAGUUUGCUCAGAGCUGAGUCCCACAUGCAGUGGACCUGGGGAGAGUUUCCAGAAAACACCAGGAUCACCAAGAAAGAGAAAGCAGAGCCACUGAAAACCGUGACCAUCACCCCAUCAGAGAGCACCCACUUUCGUGUCAUACUCAGUUCAGAGGCCAUGGAGAACGAAACUGAGACGGAAAAGGAACACAGAGCCCCCACAGUGUGCACCAUAGUCAAGCCGGAGCCCCGAACCCCUGUCACCUCUGCGACACCUGAUAAUCCACUAUCAUCUGUCUGCACCAUAACCUCUGGAUUGAGUCCCAUCACCCCCACAGAGCCUCUAGAUGUGUUGCCAUCCAGCAUAGCAACCUCCACCCCAGCAAACAGUCAACAGAGCGAUUCACCCUCCAAGAAGAAAGGAGUCCCCAAGAGGAGCCAACAUCAGGGUCCUGAAGAUAUCUACCUGGAUGACCUGAAUGUACUUGAACCUGAUGUGGCUGCAAGAUAUUUUCCUAAGAGUGAGACGGAGGCAGCGACCAAGCAUUGGAUGGACUCAGAGAUGCAUUCUGGUUCACAGUCCCCUCAGUCGGUGGGCAGUGCGGCUGCUGACAGCGGGACCGAAUGCCUUUCAGACUCGGCCAGUGACCUGCCUGAUGUGACCCUUUCUCUGUGUGGAGGUCUAACAGAAAAUGCUGAAAUAUCCAAAGAAAGAUUUAUGGAGCAUAUCAUCACGUAUCAUGAGUUUGCUGAAAAUCCAGCGAUUAUAGAUAACCCCAACCUGGUGGUAAAGAUAGGAAACAGAUAUUAUAACUGGACAUUAGCUGCUCCGCUGAUUUUAAGUCUACAAGCUUUUCAGAAAAAUUUACCAAAGGCUACAGAAGAGGCCUGGGUAAAGGAGAAAAUGCCAAAGAAGUCAGGCCGUUGGUGGUUCUGGAGAAAGAGGGCUGAUAGCACAAUCAAGCAGUCUGAGACUAAGCUGGAAACCAAGGAGGAGGCUAAUUUGGCUGGGGAAGAACCCUCCAUGUCACAGGAGAAGCUGCCCUUACCGCCUAAAGCAGGAGACACAUCCAGUGAUGAAGAAGCCAAGGAAGUGAGUGCUGUAUCCUGUCAAGAGAGACUGCAAACAGGAGAUGGUCCGCACCACCCCAGCCCACACACUUACAGGAAGUCACUGCGACUUUCCUCUAAUCAGAUAGUCAGUCUGAAGCUGAAAGAUGGGCCAAAUGACGUCACAUUCAGCAUCACCACCCAGUACCAGGGCACAUGCCGCUGUGAGGGAACCAUCUACCUGUGGAACUGGGAUGACAAAGUUAUCAUUUCAGACAUUGAUGGAACCAUAACCAAGUCGGAUGUGUUUGGACAGAUUCUUCCACAGCUGGGUAAAGACUGGACCCACCAGGGCAUUGCCAAACUGUACCACUCUGUGGCUGAGAAUGGCUACAAGUUCCUGUACUGUUCAGCUCGGGCCAUUGGCAUGGCAGACAUGACCAGAGGUUACCUGCAGUGGGUCAAUGACGGAGGUACUAUCCUUCCCCGGGGUCCUCUCAUGCUGUCUCCCAGCAGCCUCUUCUCUGCUUUCCACAGGGAGGUCAUUGAGAAGAAACCAGAGAUCUUCAAGAUUGAAUGCCUUACAGACAUCAAGAACCUGUUCCAGCAUAACAAGCAGCCCUUCUACGCCGCCUUUGGGAAUAGAGCUAAUGAUGUUUUUGCCUAUAAAGAAGUUGGUGUUCCACUGUGUAGGAUCUUUACCGUUAACCCAAAGGGAGAGCUGAUCCAGGAGCAGACUAAAGGCAACAAGUCUUCGUAUGGGAGGCUCAGCGAGCUGGUGGAGCAUGUGUUUCCUUUGCUGAGUAAAGAGCAGAAUGAGGCCUUUGUGAUGCCAGAGUACAGCUCCUUCUGUUAUUGGAGGCAGCCCAUACCAGAGAUCAACCCCGAUGAACUGCUCUGAUUUUGCACAUAUGGUUACCAGGUAUACACUCACGUCGGACUGGACUGUGCACUUGAAUGCAUCGCUUGAACAAAUGGAAAGGAAACCAUUGCACUUAGGCGCACACAUGUAGAAACAGGGUUAGAACCAUAAAUACUAAAAAUGGGCAAACUGUAAUUACAUGGAUAAGAGGAGGGAUUAUCAGCAAUACGGUACAUAAAAAAAAAAGAAAAAUCUGCCAUGAAAAUGUACUCUUUUGAGAUAACGGAGUAAUUGCUGACUUUUGCCUUCCAUCCCAUUAACAGCCCUUUAGUCCAGGUCAUUGUGCAGAAGUUGAAAGCAUCAUCUUUUUUUUUUUUUCCUCAGUCUGUAUAAAUGAAAACGGCCCCAGAGAUGUUUUUUUAAAACCGCUCAUAACAAAGGUGACUUCUGCAUUUAAAAAAAAAAAAAAAAAAAAAAAAAAAAAAAAAAUAAGCUAAAAUAAAACGCUCAAAGUGAUUGGCAGAUAACCAAAUUACAGCACAGAUGUCAGUUUUCAGCAGAGCUUCUUUAGAUGUUCAGUUUUCCUGACACCUCUGACUUGCGUCACUGCAGGUGGAAUGGAUUUAGCAGACUCGGAUUUCAGAAGUUUUCAACCUUGUUCUCAAUGAAUCAUGUAUGAUAUUGUUAAUAUUCAAGAUCAUAUGUGGAAUAGGCAAAGUAUGUGAAAACUGCAGAUGAAACAAAGCAGUUUUGUGAUUUAUUAUGUUGUUUUUUUUCAUAUUAAUUCUGUGGUACAAGCUCUACAAAGGAAGUAUUUUCUGUUGACAACGCAGUCAUUGUUUGUUGUAGUUGAUAUGUUUAAGUUAUUGAUUUAUUUUGUGAUGCCUUUGAUUGCCUCAAAAAAAAGAAAAAACAGAUCCCCAGUUUAACGAGGAACCUGGCAUUUUGUAUGGGUGGUCCCAGGUUAACAUGCACUUAACUUUUAACUGCUAGGCUUUAUACGAUCAGUUUGUGGUCAUGCUUCCCCCAACAACCCGUUUUCCCUGUUGAAGGGGGAAUUAUUCAUUGUUGAAGGCACAUAAGCAUACACGAGAACCUCAGAAGCCGCAGCUUUAGCAUUAAGAUGUGUGUAAAAACAGGAGUCGACGCCUGAGUUACAUGAGUCAGAAAAGGCAGAUCUGAAAGGCGCUUAAAAAUGAAGGAUUUGGAGGACUAAGGGAUGAUGUAAGCGUGUGUGCGUAUGUGUUUGUGUGCGCACACGCAUAUCACUGAGGGCUGCUGCUGCUGGGCUGGCAGUAUCAUGCCCCCCCUUGCUUACAUUCCCUCAGUGGCUUUACCGAGACUUGUCUAAAGCACUUUUGUCCAAGCUGCACCCCGAGACGCAGACAUCCAACUCAGCACAUCUCUCACCCACAUGCACUUCACUGUCAGUCAGAAUAAAGUGGACCAGAGUGUGCAAAUUUUUUCAGGAUGGAGGUUCUUAUUCUUUACCUUCAGUGUAUCAGUUUAACUGAAAUAUGUCCCUAUGAGCAACUGUUGAGAGGUUGUGGUCUUCACACGUUGUUUGAAAUGCAGACUUUAGGAAACUUUGCUACACUGAAAAAGCAUAUUUUUGUGAGGGAAAAGACUGAACUUAUGCCUCUGGUGGCCAGAGGAGGAACGAUUCAUUCUUGUUUAGAGAUCAGCCGGAAUAACUUGCCUCUGUCCAAAAGCGUUUAGAAGCACUUCUCUUGCGUUUAUGUCUGAUUUAGAAACUGAUUUUCUGAUUGUGAUCACAUCUCCCUCACCAGUGAAAGAUGACAUGUUGUGUUAAAGAUGGCUGCAAGAGCAAGUAGAAGUAGUUUAUUAAAAGAGAAGAAAAGCACAAUCAACAUCAGUCACUAUUAGGUGUGUAAGAAGUGUAGCUGCACAUGUAAGUCUGGUGUUUUGUUGUGUGAAUUGUUUGUUUAGCUUUGAUUCUUUUGUUUUUCUCUACACUUUGGUAUCAUCAGAUAGUUAUCUUAAAAAUUAACUAAAGGAAUUUCAUUCUUUCUAUGAAAGUAAAUCAUCUUGUGUGAAAGACUCACACUUCACCUAUGACCCUGGGAUAUGUGGUAUAUAAUGUCACCCAUCUCACUCAAAUGCUGUUGAAAAUGGUCCCAUUCAAGACAUAUAUAUAUAUAUAAAUAUAAAAAUACUGAUCUUCACAUUUAUCUGUCUUACUGCCUUUUUUUGUUUCUUAUAAAUGUAUAUGAUAUUUUAUGGGACUGUGUUUUCUUUGGAUGUUACGCUUGCUCUCUGAUUGUGUCUGACAGAAACAACUUCAAUUUAUGUUGUGUUUGAUUUGUAAAGAAAUGUGGUUUAUAAAUAUGUUUAAAGAACAAAAUCCACCAUAAAAAGGAAAAAAAGCAGGCCUAAUGAUGGUAAAAAAAAAAAAAGAGAUAAAAAAGAAAGUGGCUUGUGGUCCUAUUUGUAUUAAAUAUUCAACUGUACACAUUUGUUUGUGCUGAGCUUUUCUUUCCUCUUGCCUGAGUCAAAGUCAAAAAGCUCAAUUGUUACCACGGGCUAGUGGCGUUGCUGUAACCCUGGUGUUUAUUUUCAGGAAACAAUGCAUUAAUGAGGGAUCCGAGGUGCAAAUCCCUCAGGUCGUUCAACAUCGCAAAGCAUCAAAGAUUUAUGCAAUGUUUAGCCUGACAUUUUUAUGUCUUUGAAACAAAAUCCACAUUUUUCUCUUUGAGUGUAAAUGGAGGCCAAACUGAGCCUAAAUAGUUCUUACAUUUUGCCUUUGGAAAUGUUUCAGUCUCAGGAGUGGGAGGGGAAAUUUAUUUUUCAUCCACACCCACUUUACAUAACGGCCCAAAUGGGAGUUCUGCCUUCAAACCUGGUCUUUCUCAGUGCUGCCUCCGAACCCAGCCAAGUUUGGACAGUAGUGAAAAAGCUUUUAUUUCUGCUAUGCGCAUUAAUCUCUCUGUGUGCUUUGAUAAAUCCCCUGCAAUGACUUUUUAUGAUGAAUGUGCACACUGAGUGAGUUCAUGUUGUGAAGGUGCUUCAUUGUGGUUUAGAAUCAUAGUUUAUGAUGAGUGUUCGACAAGCUGUUUGCAAUAUGAAAAAACUACAUUUUU